Molecule: messenger RNA, 3004 nt
Organism: Ipomoea nil (Japanese morning glory)
Lineage: Eukaryota; Viridiplantae; Streptophyta; Magnoliopsida; Solanales; Convolvulaceae
Exons: 2
Coding region: 416-2881 (821 amino acids)
Biological process (GO): mRNA processing
Source: RefSeq, a predicted model, not a curated record
AGACAAGAAUGUUCGUGAAGUCCGGCGAUGACUUGGGUAGAGACAAAUUCUCGUACCUGAGGGAGAUCGAAGGAGAGAGAAAAGUAGAAGAGCUAAGAUUCAGCAUUCUUAGCUGGAUAGGAUUUGCAUAGGUUGACUGGAAUAUAGAAACGAUUUUUCUGCCGUCCUGACUUUACCUACUACUGUAUGAAAACUGGAAAUUCUGAUUCCCGGUGUGGUGUUUUGCGUGAGAAACGAGACAAAGGAGGCGUCAAGCAUCAUUAAUGAUUAUGUGAUUAUAGAAUAGUAAUAGGAAGGUAACUCACUCUCUCACUGUGCAAUGCCGAUCAUGUGUUUGCUAAAAGGUCUGUUAGAACUUAGAAGACUUCAGAUAAGUUAGGGACUUGCUUGCAGGGUACUAUCAGCACAAGAUACUAUGUUGUGCAAAUGUGGGAAACUUGCAAGAUUGCAUCUUUUCAGCUACCGUACCAAAUUUUCAUUGUUUAUAGAGGAAACGAGGAAUCCUAUCAAAAGACAUGUAGGUGUCUCAUUUUAUUCGACUGUUCGAGAAGAUUUGUGUAAUAAUCAUAAUAAGGAUUAUGGCAAACUGGCAACCGGUUUAGCCUCUUUGGUUGAGGAAUCUUCUGUUCUUCGGGAUGAAGAAUCCAGAAUGUCGUUAGCUCAGAACUUGGCAAGCUUGGUUGAGGAGACUUCUAUAGUUAAGGAGACAAAACGGAUGUCUAGGAUGGAGCAGAAGAGGUUUCUUGAGCGGCAAAUAAAGAAGAAGGUGAAGGAACAGUACAUGAAUGGGAAGUUUAAGGACCUUAUGGCAAAAUUGAUUGGUGAUCACAAGACUCUUCGGGAUGCUUAUGAUUGUAUUAGACUGAACUCUAAUGUUGAUCUAGCGUUGGAUGGGGAUGACUUGCCUUUUGAAGCCAUGGCAGAAGAGUUAUCUCUUGGACAUUUCGAUGUAAGUGCUAACACAUAUUCAAUUGCAACAAGGGGGCCUAAGAAAGAAGUACUUAUUCUUCCGAAUGUUAAGCUCAGAGUUGUUCAGGAAGCUAUUAGAAUAGUGCUGGAAGUUGUUUACAGACCUCACUUUUCCAAGAUUUCACAUGGUUGCCGAAGUGGAAGAAGUCACUUGUCUGCUCUUAGAUACAUCUGCAAGGAUAUGAAGAAUGCCAACUGGUGGUUCACAUUACCCGUUAAUAAAAAGCUUGACGAUUGCAUCCUUACUAAACUCAUAUCAGUGAUGGAAGAUAAGAUUGAGGAUCCCAGCUUAUUUGCUAUCAUUCGUAGCAUGUUUGAUUGCCAGGUGCUGAAUUUAGAAUUCGGUGGCUUUCCUAAAGGACAUGGUCUUCCACAAGAGGGAAGCUUGUCUCCAAUAUUGAUGAAUAUAUAUCUUGACCUCUUUGACCGAGAAAUGUACAGAAUGUCAAUGAGAUAUGAAGCUCUUGAUACUGGACCGAAGACUGAAGAAGAUGCAAACCUGUCUAAGCUUCGUAGUUGGUUUAGGAGGCAAAUGAAUGGCGGUGGUGCUGUAGAAGUUAAUACCGGGGGAUAUUCUGGUGUUAGGGUGCAUAGUUGUCGUUUUAUGGAUGAGAUUUUUAUUGCUGUGUCAGGUCACAAAGAAGUUGCUGUUGCUUUGAAGUCUGAGACGCAAGAUUUCUUGAAGAAUUCUCUCCAUUUGGAAGUUGAUAAUGAUAUAGAUAUUUUGCCAUGCGAUGGGCAUAAUGGAAUUCGGUUCCUCGGUUGUGUAGUUAAAAGAAGCCUGAUAGAGAGUCCUGCACUAAAAGCAGUUCACAAGUUGAAGGAAAAGGUCAAGCUAUUUGCGUUGCAAAAACAAGAGGCGUGGGAUGCAGGGACAAUUAGAAUUGGCAAGAAGUGUCUAGCACACGGGCUGAAGAAGGUGAAGGAAUCAGAGAUCAAACAUUUAGCUGAUAAUAGCUCUACUCUGAGCAAAGUUUCCCAUUUCCGGAAAGCUGGAAUGGAAACCGAUCACUGGUUCAAAGUCUUAUUGAAAGUCUGGAUGCAAGACAUAAAUGCUAAAAGUGCAGAGAAUCAGGAGUUUAUCUUAUCUAAACACUUGGUAGAACCAUCCCUUCCCCAAGAGCUAAGAGAUUCCUUUUAUGAAUUCCAGAAGUGCGUUGAUGAAUAUAUUUCUUCUGAAACAGCUUCAACUCUCGCACUUUUGCCUAAUGCCGAUUCUUCAUCUGAAUCUGCAUUUAGAACUCAGAUUAUAGCCCCGGUCAACACCAUUAAGAAGCGUCUCUAUCGAUAUGGAUUGACAAACUCUGAUGGGUUUCCUCAUGCAUGCCAUAUGCUCAUUUUUCUGGACCACAAUCACAUUAUCGAUUGGUUCUCGGGUAUAGUUAAGCGGCUACUCAGAUGGUACAGUGAGUUUGACAACUUUAAUGAAGUAAAGUUCAUUAUUUGUAAUCAACUAAGGAUGUCUUGCAUCAGAACACUGGCAGUGAAGUACAGAAUACAUGAGAAGGUGAUAGAGAAAAAGUUCGAUUCAGAGCUAAGCAGAAUCCCUUCAACUGAUGAGGUUGAGCUUGAGCUAACGAACGAAGCAUCGACUUCUCAGACAUCUGAUAACGAUGAUUCCUUAACGUAUGGAAUAUCGUACAGUGGCAUAUGCUUACUGUCUUUAGCAAGAAUGGUGAGCCAGUCGCGACCCUGCAACUGCUUCGUUACAGGAUGCAUGGCUGCUGCUCCACGUGUAUACACUCUUCAUGUGAUGGAAAGACAAAAGUUCCCAGGUUGGAAGACAGGAUUUUCCAGUUGCAUACAUCCUAGUUUACAUACAAGGAGAAUUGGGUUGUGUAAUGAUCAUCUGAAAGAUCUGUUUCUUGGUAAUAUUUCACUUCAAUCUAUUGAUUUUGGUUCUUGGAGAUGAAAAUUUGUACAUCUAAUUAUAAACCAUUCAAUACCUAUUCUAAUAAUCCUUAUCCCAAUUUUUUGGUUAUGUUCAAUGGAUCACAAUUUGUUUUUUGUUUAUGUUAAUAGAAUUUUCAAGCUC